AUUGGUUACACUUCGGUGACUUAAAAAUGGCGCGGGUUUUGUCACAUCCUGUUAUGUGUUGGGAGAGUGCAUGGCCUCGACGUUGAUCCCGUUCUAAGAUAUUUUUCCAAAGCCGCUGCUGUAUAUAUAAUAUUGACGGUGUUAAAUUUCGUGAUGGUGUUCCUAAAAAGGCCAUGGAUUUGAUGAAAACGGACUAUGAGUUCCUAGACUUAUCUGAUGUGAAGGAAGCAGAAUUGAACAGACUGCAGUGCGCACUGUACGAGCGGAUACCGGACAUCUCGGCGACCGCACUCGCCGGCGGCUGGAACGAACCUAAUAUAGAUCCGUCAUCGUGUUCAUCGAGCACGGCGGGCGCUCCGACCGUGUCGAGCAGCGUGGACAGCCUGUCGGGCGGCGAGUGCGAGAUGGCGCCCCACUCGCCGGCGCGCGCCGCCCCGCCGCACCACGCGCCGCCGCCGCCCUACGCGCAGCCGCCGCCCGCCUACCCGCCGCCGCACCACCACCAGUGGCCCGUGGCGCCGCCCAACGUGUACGUCAGUCAGGUCACGGCUAACGUCAACGUGCACGGCUACAUGGGUCAGUACUACCAGCCGCAGCCGCAGUACGCACCGCCCGCGCCGGCCGAGCGAGCGGCGCGCACGCAACGCCGUGACCGCCGCGGCAAGCGCGCGCCCUCGCCUCCGCAGCAGCCGCCGCCCUACUACCUGCAAUACCCGCAAUACUACCCUGCGGCGCAGGCGCAGGGCGCGCCACUCUACCACCUCCCUGUCUACCAGCCGCUUGUCUACGGUCCCUAUGCCUAUCCGCCCUAUUAUCCUGAGUAUCCUAUACCGGUCGAGGGUGAUGCCGACAAGGGCCCAGAGGACUACCCGCAAGAAGUUGUCAUGGAACAAGAAGCAGUAGAUGCAUAUUAUGCAAGCGCACACUACGCCGCACCGCCUUACGGGGCGCCCGUGGAGGGCGGCGUAGAGUACAUGCCACCGAUGUACCUGCCGCCACCCCCGCACCCGCCGCCCGUGCCCCCUGUGCCCAUGCCACAACCGCAGCAGCCGCCGCCGCAGACAACACCGCAUCAGUUCAAUGUACAUGCUAAAAAUUUCGUACAGGGCCAAAACAAAACGUUUACACCCUCAGAUAAGGGUCAAGAACAAAAACCGAUGUCCACGCCACCGACUGCUUCGGCAUCCGCGGGAUCAGUGGAAUCUCUGCCAAUUAAAGAUCUCAAAAUUGCCAAAGGACCUGGAAGUCCUAAACAAUCAGAUCGUGUCAAUGAACCUAUGCAGGCUAAAAUGUCUCCUGGUGACAAAGUAGCCACAACGAAUAAAUCAGAUUUAUCCAAGACCUCAUGGAACAUGACAGAGAAUAAGGUUGAGCAGCCACUUUCAAAUCAAUCUCCGGCAAAUAAAUCUUUCCCUCCAACUGCACCGUCUACAAAUCAAAUGACCCCCACAAAUAAGAUUCAGCCUGCGGUGCCUAAACCGAUCAAAGGACCUGCCGCUCCAUUUUCGGGUGGUAAGCCGCCUACAAAGCCGGCAGUUCCGCAAACCAUUGUCCCCGUACAGCAGGCUGCCUCAACGCCUAAAGCACCAUUCGGCAGCAGACAAAAGCGUGACGGCCCCUCUAACCGCUCUCCGUCCAAUGAAAACAAUGAUGUCUCUGAGCGAGCUACGGCCGCUGGCGACCACGCUAAACGCGAACCACCGCUACCGCCGAGCAAGGCCCCGAUGCCGAUAUCUAUCACGUUGCACGCGGCCGGUCAGCCGUUGAUAGUGACUAACAAGGCGCCAUUCGGUCACUCCCGCAAGGGAGCCGCGCCCCCGGAGCCGCCGCCGGCCCCGCAGCCGCCCCCGCCCGCUCCCACCGCGUCGGACUUCCCGCCCCCGCCCACGCCGCGCAACCGGGGCGAGCCCGCGCCCGCGCCCGUGUUGCCGCCGCAGCCACAGCCCGCCCCCGGCAAGUCCUGGGCCAGCUUAUUCUCUAGUAAGGCCAGCGGGCCGGCAGCACCCGCCCCAACCGCCACCCCUGCGCCUGCGCCCGUCGCGCCUAUGCCCGAGGAGCCUCCCAGCCCGACUACAGCUACUCCGCCUAUUCCCCCAAACGUUCAGAAGCCGGUGGCUAAAGUGCCACCGUUCGACGCAUCGCCGCUGCAGGCGACGGUAACCGACAAGAGUUCUCCGGCGAGUCGCGCGGCGCCGGCCGCCGUGUCGUACUCGGAGAAGACCUCCGUGAACGCGACGGCGGGGGGAGCGCGCGCCGCGCCCGCGCCCGACACGCGCGACCUGCCCGCCGGCAAGGACAACGCACCCGCCGCGCCGCCGCAAGCCUCGCCCUUCAGUGACGAUCCCAACUCAUACAGGAUGGGAGAAUUCUUGUCUAAGUACCAGCUAGAUAAUCGACCAGUGUCACUAUUGCCGCGUGGACUCACAAAUCGCUCAAACUAUUGCUACGUCAAUGCGAUCCUACAAGCGUUAAUUGCUUGCCCUCCCUUCUAUAACAUGCUGAAGGCGCUGCCGUAUCAAACACGCAGGGGCAAGUCUAGCACACCCGUUAUUGACUCAAUGGUGGAGCUGUGCUACGAGUUCAGCCCGCUGUCGAGCGGCGGCGGGGGUGGCGGCGGGGCGGGCGCGCGCGGCGGGCGCGGCGCGGGGCCGCCCGCGCUGGCGGUGCCGGGCGGGCCGCCGCUGGAGGGCGGCGCGGGGCUGCGCGUGCUGCGGGCCGCGCGCCCCUUCCCCGCCUCGCAGGAGGGCCGCCAGGAGGACGCCGAGGAGUUCCUCGGCUGUCUGCUCAACUCCCUCAAUGACGAGAUGCUCGAGCUGAUGAAGCUGGUGGAGCCCGAGGAGCCCCGCGAGGCGGCGGCGGUGGUGGCGGGCGCGGGCGCGGCGCCGGGCGAGGACGACGACGAGUGGAAGGUCAUGGGGCCGCGCAACCGCGGGGCCGUGGAGCGGCGCUGGGCCGCGCGCCGCACGCCGGCCGCCGACAUCUUCCGCGGCCGCACGCGCCUGCGCCUGCACCGCGCGCCCUCGCACAUCGUCACCGACGCCGUGCAGCCCUUCUUCACGCUGCAGCUCGACAUCGAGCGUGCCAACAGUGUAAAGGAUGCGUUGGAAUUGCUAGCCGGUAAGGACACGCUUGAAGGCGUGAACGACGCGUGGCAGCAACUGUCCUUGGAGCAGCUGCCUGUUGUGUUGCUGUUACAUCUCAAGUGCUUCCAACUCGACGCCGAUGGACACACCGCCAAGAUCGUCAAGAACAUCGACUUCCCGAUCGAUUUGAAAAUUGAUCCAAAAAUAAUGUCGUCAAAGCUGAAAUACACGUCGAAACAACGUAUGUACAAGUUGUUUGCUGUCGUGUACCAUGAAGGAGUCGAGGCAGUUAAGGGGCACUACCUUACUGACACCUACCAUGGACAAGUGGGUUGGAUAAGGUACGACGACUCGACGGUGUGCAUGGUGAGCGAGGCGGCCGUCCUGAAGCCCAAGCCGCCGCGCAUGCCCUACCUGCUCAUGUACCGCCGACACGACACGCUGCCGCCGCACCGCGCCAGCAAGGCCGACUGACCGCCCGCCGGCCCCGCAGGCCCGCCCGCCGGCCC
Trichoplusia ni (cabbage looper) is the source of this 3592-nucleotide messenger RNA. RefSeq names its product proline-rich extensin-like protein EPR1 (gene Usp10). The coding region runs from base 174 to 3557 and encodes 1127 amino acids. Gene Ontology annotation, cellular component: nucleus; cytosol. The transcript has 9 exons. Lineage: Eukaryota; Metazoa; Arthropoda; Insecta; Lepidoptera; Noctuidae. Gene Ontology annotation, molecular function: cysteine-type deubiquitinase activity; cysteine-type endopeptidase activity. Gene Ontology annotation, biological process: DNA damage response, signal transduction by p53 class mediator; protein deubiquitination; regulation of autophagy. The record is from RefSeq and is a predicted model, not a curated record.